AACAAUGAGCUUUAGACCUUUAAGGAUCAAAGGAAAUAUUUCUAAAAUUCUUGUAUUAUUCAGGAAACAAGCAUACGCAACAACAGAAACAAUGCAUUUUAAAGCACCUAUUCAGUUAUAUGGUAUUGAUGGAACAUAUGCUACGGCUCUCUAUAAUGCAGCAAGUAAAAAUAUGUCACUUGAAAAAAUAGAAAAAUCGCUUAAUUCUCUUUGUAACGUCAUUGAUAAAGAUGUAAAACUUUCUUUAAUUCUUAACAAUCCGUCCCUUUCGUUAAAAGAUCGAUUAAUAAUUGCCGAUGUUCUUUCAAAAUUACUAGGAAAUGAUAAAUUAAUUUCCAAUUUUUUACAAAUAAUUGCGGAAAAAAACCGUUUUAAUUUUAUAAAAAGUGUAUCUAAAAAGUUUUCAUAUCUAAUAACUACAAAAAGGGGAGAAAUUGAAGUAGUUGUUACUAGUGCUUCUUUACUUGAUUCACAUUCUUUGAAGCGUCUGGAAACAGCUAUUUCAAAAUCAAAAUAUGUUGGUCCUGAAAAAAAACUUAUAAUGAUUAAUAAAAUAAAUAAAAAUAUUAUUGGAGGUAUUAUUGUAGAGAUUGGAAACUAUACGAUCGAUUUAAGUGUAGCAGAUAAAAUUCUAAAGUUAAAUAAAAUUUUAACAGAUUCCAUUUAAAUCUGUUAAUUUAUUUUAUAUAUAAGUAUUAACAAACA
Molecule: messenger RNA, 705 nt
Organism: Pneumocystis murina B123
Lineage: Eukaryota; Fungi; Ascomycota; Pneumocystomycetes; Pneumocystales; Pneumocystaceae
Product: ATP synthase F1, delta subunit
Exons: 6
Coding region: 5-667 (220 amino acids)
Biological process (GO): proton motive force-driven mitochondrial ATP synthesis
Cellular component (GO): membrane
Molecular function (GO): proton-transporting ATP synthase activity, rotational mechanism
Source: RefSeq, a predicted model, not a curated record